UAUGUGUCAUUCAUCCGGGCAGUUCGAACUUCAUGUAUGCGCACUUUUUCAGUCCUGGAGGAAUUUCAUAUGGCCGAAAAGGGGUGUGUGGGACUGUUUACAUUCCGAAUGACAACAAAUGUAGGAGGUAUUUAGUCUAAAUUGUGAGGAACGGUGCCAUCGUGGGUUAAAACUUCACUAGUAAAGAACAACACCAGUCGAUGUUACUAACAUGGCCGAGGAUAGCGAAUGGGUCUUGGAGAGCAUUGUUGGAUACCUUGGAAGUCCAGAAUGGGUGAUACCAGUUACCGACUUUAUGGAAAAUAAGUGCACAGUGUUUGAUGAUGAAGAUGAAAACAAAUUGACUUACACAGAAAUACACCAGCAAUACAAAGAAUUGGUGGAGAAGUUGCUAGAAAGCUACAUGCAAGAAGUGGGCAUCAAUGAGCAGCAGUUUGUGGAAGCAUGCGCUUCUCCUUUUGCAAAAUCCAAAACAUUGCAGAGUGUAUUCCAUCCGGUUCUGGCUACAGAUGACUUCCAGAUGUUUCGAUCCCUGAUGGUACAAAAGAAUAUGGAGCUUCAGCUGCAGGCCUUGCGUGUGAUAAAAGAGAGGAAUGGUGCCCUGCCAGAGUGUUUGAUGGAUGGAGAGGAUGUUAUGAGCGAGCUGGAACAACAGGAGAUGAAGAUUUUACAGGAGGUGCUCAAGAGGUCAAAGGAGGAGUACGACAUGGAGAUGGCUCGCCGGACUCAGUUGGAGGAGGAACUUGGAACCACGUCCAGCAGUUGCUCUAUCCUGUCUGUGCCCAACGGAACUGACACCGGUCCUCACCAGGACUUGUCCCUCUCGUCCCCCUCACUGUCGGCCAACAGCGUCAGCAAGACAAGCAACACCGCAGCAAAGAAAGAGGAGAAGAUAGUGGCGUCUGCACAAGGAGAUAAGGCCCAGAAGAGUCCAGCCAAGACAGGUGCCGCCAACCCUGCCAAACCGCCCGCAGGGAAAGGGAGUACUGAUGGAAAGACUCUCCCUGCUGUGAGAGCCCCGGUGAAGGGCACAGAGGCUCCUGUCUCGCCCAAAGAGAAGAGCAGCAGCAACAGCAACAGCCAGGCAGCCGAGAGCUGGCUGGAGGAGGCUCGGAAGGAAGCUGGUAUCUCUAAGCCAUUUACGGAGUUGUCGGCAUCCCAGCAGGAGCAGCUCCAGCAGAGGGCGCUGUAUCUGAGACAGCAGCGCGACAAGCUGCAGGCCCUGAAGAAGGAGCAGCAGCGGCCCAAACAGACCCGACCCGAGGAGCCGCUGGCUGCCCCCACUGCUGCACCCAGCACACAGGAGAGUGUCCCCAAAAAGACUGUGAGUGCUAGUAAUGGCACCUCCUCACAGCCAGGGGGCGCUCCUCAAGGGGACCAAAAGCCAAAGGAAAUAUCAGUAGAGGAAAGAAAGAAGUUACAGAAACGGAAACACCUAGCCGAAAAAUUAAAAGAAGAGGUCAUCAAGAAGUAGCUCCUCCAUUCCGUAGCCCUUCUUGGCCACUGAGAGAUUAUUGUUUUGAAAUGAACUACAAAUACACCAGGAGACUGGAGGAGAUUGCCAUUAAACUACAGCAUUUCAAAACUGGUAUUUAUGUAGAUGUAAUUUAAAUUAUGCAUUCUAUCUAUGUAAAACAUAUAUGCUAAUGCUAUGUUAAAUAAUUUUAUAUACUCCCUUUUUUCAUUUUGCAAAAGUAUGAAAGUAGUAUAUGAAUUCAACCAAGGAUCGAUACUGGAUACUGUUCAUCAGUAGGCAUAUGUCUUCAUUCCUCUGAUAUAGCAAAUCUAUGUCACAUGUCGUUCAUAGCUGGCCUGUUAUAUGCAGUCUUCAGGCUCACACACACUGAGGGAUACAAUAACAUUAAGUCUAAGUGCUGCCAUGUGUUUGUUUUGAUUUGGUGGCCUGAUCUGCAUAUGUGCUGUCAUUGAGUAAUGCUGUAAGUUGUUUAAGUUGUUUUUUGUAAAUAUUGUAUAUUCUGGUUUGACUAUACCGUGUUGGUAAGGUAAGCAUCAUGUCUUGAGUUCAUUGUCUUGGGGACGCAAUUAUGUAUUGUCAUUCAAAUUGCACAUCUGUGAUAUGCAAAUAAAGAAUAGUUACUCUUUGGCUAUAA
Molecule: messenger RNA, 2111 nt
Organism: Alosa alosa (allis shad)
Lineage: Eukaryota; Metazoa; Chordata; Actinopteri; Clupeiformes; Clupeidae
Gene: cfap36
Product: cilia and flagella associated protein 36
Exons: 11
Coding region: 212-1474 (420 amino acids)
Cellular component (GO): axoneme; ciliary base
Source: RefSeq, a predicted model, not a curated record